Messenger RNA from Tinamus guttatus (white-throated tinamou), 783 nucleotides. Lineage: Eukaryota; Metazoa; Chordata; Aves; Tinamiformes; Tinamidae. The record is from RefSeq and is a predicted model, not a curated record.
GAUUUUCUCUUCUUGGAGGACAUGCGUGCUUCCUUACAUCACAAGAUAUACAUCUGGGCACUAAUGAGAGUCUCACAGAUACAGCAAGGGUGCUGUCCAGCAUGGCAAACGCAAUCCUGGCUCGAGUUUAUAAGCAUGCUGAUCUGGACCUAAUGACGAAAGAAGCCACAGUCCCCAUAAUCAAUGGCUUGUCUGACUCACACCAUCCUCUCCAGAUUCUGGCUGAUUACCUUACUCUUCAGGAGCACUACGGUGGCCUAAACGGGCUCACAGUGGCCUGGAUCGGGGAUGGCAACAACGUCCUCAACUCCAUCAUGAUGAGUGCUGCAAAGCUGGGAAUGCAUCUCCGUAUUGCAACUCCGAAAGGCUUUGAACCAGACUUCAGAAUAACUAAAAUAGCUGAACAGUACUCCCAAGAGUAUGGUACCAGGUUACUUCUCACAAGAGAUCCUUUGGAAGCUGCAAGUGGUGCCAAUGUGUUAGCUACAGAUACAUGGAUAAGCAUGGGACAAGAAGAGGAAAAGAAAGAAAGACUAAAGGCAUUUCAAGGUUAUCAGAUUACAAUGCAGACUGCAAAAUUUGCUGCUUCCAACUGGGCAUUUUUACACUGUUUACCCAGAAAACCAGAAGAAGUUGAUGAUGAAGUAUUUUAUUCUCCACAGUCACUGGUUUUCCAGGAGGCCGAAAACAGAAAAUGGACAGUUAUGGCUGUCAUGGUUUCCCUGCUGACAGAUUACUCACCGCAGCUACAAAAGCCUACAUUUUGAUGCUUGGAAUCCUGCC